Molecule: messenger RNA, 950 nt
Organism: Manihot esculenta (cassava)
Lineage: Eukaryota; Viridiplantae; Streptophyta; Magnoliopsida; Malpighiales; Euphorbiaceae
Exons: 1
Coding region: 94-948 (284 amino acids)
Source: RefSeq, a predicted model, not a curated record
UUGUGGUUUUUUAUUUUAAUCUUGAGCCAAACCCUUUAGGCCACACUUUCCCUCUCAAAACAUACAAUAGAAAUCUUUGUACAGCCAUUGCAAAUGCAGGCAAGCUCGCUCGUCACCAUCUCUCCAAGCUCCCCCAGCUUCAACUCUUAUUCUUCUGGGAAGCUUUCUCAGACUGCUGCCAGAGUCGUCCAAGAAUUCUCCAACGAUUCCGAAUCUGAAGACGACUCUCACUUUUACUCUUUGGAAACAAAGCAACAUUUCCCACCAUCGAUACAAGAAAGUGAGGACCACGAGAAACUAGGAGAUGACGACGAGGAAGAGUUCGAGUUUGCCAUUCUGUCUACAGAGCCAGACGCAUCGCCUGUUGCAGCUGAUGAGAUCUUCUAUAACGGAAAGAUAAGGCCAAUCUAUCCUUUAUUCAACACCGCGUUGCUCAUGGAUGGAGAAGAAUUAUCCAAAUCAUUAUCCGCUGCCUCCAACCAAACCGACACCACCAAACCUAUCAGACUACAAUUGAAGAAACUGUUCAGAGAAGACCUAGAAACGACUUCAUGCUCCUCCUCGGAGGCCGACGACCUGGAAAACGUGCCUGCUGGGACUUACUGCGUAUGGACUCCAAAGAAGGGGAAGGAAUCCCUGGAAAGGUGCAAGAAGAGCAAUUCCACUGGGUCUUCGAAGAGAUGGAAGUUCCGGGACUUGCUUUACCGGAGUAACAGCGAUGGAAAAGACAACUUCGUGUUCUUGACGCCGGCGAAGAAGAGCAGCGAAAGAGUAAUGGGAGAUGAAGGUAAAGAGAACAAAGACAAAGACAAGGUUAAGGAGCAUUACGCGAAGAGCAGAGCCCUUAAGGAAGAGGAUAAACGGCGGUCUUUCUUGCCGUACAGGCAGGACUUGGUUGGGUUUUUCUCUAAUGUUCAUGGGUUGAACAAGAAUCUUAAUCCAUUUUGAAA